Molecule: messenger RNA, 285 nt
Organism: Fusarium pseudograminearum CS3096
Lineage: Eukaryota; Fungi; Ascomycota; Sordariomycetes; Hypocreales; Nectriaceae
Exons: 3
Coding region: 1-285 (94 amino acids)
Source: RefSeq, a predicted model, not a curated record
AUGUCGGUUAUUGGCGAGGCGAGCCGGUCCCACAAACUGGCGACUGUGGGUGUCAUCGAGCAGAACAGAUAUGAGGUAGAGGCAGAUCCGAUUCGGACGAUGUCACCCAUCCGACAUGAGGUGAAUCCAUGUGCGCAGACGCAGGCACCAGGGGAUAACACACAUCCUGGAGGGUUGCAGCCAACAUGGGAGGCUAAAAUCAUGAAAGGGUUAGCUUCAGGUACCGUGCUCUUAUUGGCUCGCGGAGAACUCACUGUUGCCGCCGACCAUGGUAGUUUGAACUGA